Messenger RNA from Cotesia congregata, 2115 nucleotides. Lineage: Eukaryota; Metazoa; Arthropoda; Insecta; Hymenoptera; Braconidae. The record is from the annotation of a GenBank genome assembly.
AUGUAUCAUUUGAAUAAAAUUUUUUACCAAAGAAAACCAAUAUUUUUGCAAACAUGUGCGUUUUCUGGGUCUGGAGUUCUCAGUACUGCUAUCGAAAAAGUAUUGAUAGCGAAUCGCGGAGAAAUAGCCUGUCGAGUUAUGAAAACAGCAAAAAAAUUAGGAGUAAAAACAGUAGCUGUUUACAGCGACGCUGAUCGAGACUCAAUGCACGCGGAUCUAGCAGAUGAAGCUUAUUACAUCGGUCCAUCAGCAUCGAGCGAGAGUUACUUGAGACAGGAUAAAAUAAUAACAGUAGCAAAAAAAACUAAAUGCACUGCCAUUCAUCCUGGGUAUGGUUUCCUGUCAGAGAAUAUGGAGUUCGCGCAGCUUUGCCAGAGAGAGAAGAUAAUAUUCAUUGGACCCCCAGCAAAUGCCAUCAGAGAUAUGGGAAUUAAAAGUACUUCCAAGGAAAUAAUGAGCAAAGCUGGAGUUCCUAUAAUUGCGGGUUAUCACUCGAGCGAUCAAAGCAACGAAGUUCUCUUAACGGAGGCGAAAAAAAUAGGUUUUCCUGUUAUGAUAAAGGCCAUUCGUGGAGGUGGAGGUAAAGGAAUGAGAAUUGCGCAGGAUGAGAAAACUUUUUUCGAAGCUCUAGAGUCAGCUCGUACUGAAGCUCUCAAGUCUUUUGGUGACUCUGACGUUCUUUUGGAAAAAUAUGUCGUUGAUCCGCGACAUGUUGAAGUCCAAGUGUUUGCUGACACUCACGGAAACGCUGUUUAUUUAUUUGAGCGAGACUGUUCCGUCCAGAGAAGACAUCAGAAAAUAAUUGAAGAAGCUCCUGCUCCAGGUUUGUCGGAAAAAACUCGUACUGAGAUUGGAGAAGCUGCUGUACGAGCUGCUAAAGCGGUGGGAUAUGUUGGUGCUGGUACGGUUGAAUUUAUAAUGGACCAGAAUGAUCACAGUUUUUAUUUUAUGGAGAUGAAUACACGGUUACAAGUCGAACAUCCAGUUACUGAAGCCAUCACAGGCUUGGAUCUUGUUGAGUGGCAAUUAAAAGUUGCUGCUGGCGAAAAACUUCCACUUGCGCAACAAGAUAUUACCAUGAAAGGUCACGCGUUCGAAGCGAGAAUUUAUGCAGAAGACCCUCGCGGUGGAUUUUUACCCCAGGCAGGACCAUUGUUGUACUUGAAUCCACCAGAAACUGCUCCGAAUGUCAGAGUUGAGACCGGAGUUCGACAAGGAGAUGAAGUUUCUGUUUAUUAUGAUCCGAUGAUUGCUAAAUUAGUUGUCUGGGGAAAUAAUCGUGGUGAAGCGCUGAGAAUUAUGAAGUCUAAAUUAGCAGACUACAGUAUUGUUGGGGUAGAAACCAACAUAGAAUUUCUAAAAGACUUGUGUAUUCAUCCUAAAUUUAAAGCUGGUGUAGUGCACACAGGUUUUAUAGAGCAAUGCAAGGAUACAUUAUUCCCAGAGCUGCAAGUUCCCAGCAGUAUAUUAUGCCAAGCAGCGUUGGCCGCAAUACUAUACGAAGAUUUAGCUUGUUUAAAAACAGCAGUGAAUUGUAAAAAUCCCUGGAGUCCGUUCAAUACAGAGUUGGGGUAUCGCGUAAACCACCCACUCGCUAAACAAUUUAACUUUAUAUUUAAUGACCAAAAGUUAAUGGUCGAUGUUAAAUAUACUGAACCAGAAGUCUAUUCAAUGCAAGUUAAUGGUAUUGGUCCUUGGAGAAAGGUCAUAGGUACUCUUACUCAGGAAGAUAAUGUGCUUGAAUUAAAAUCCGAGGUUCAAGAUACUAAAAUGAAGACGAGAAUCGUUAAAAUUAAUGAUCAACUCUAUCUAUUCACUAAUGAUCGAGCUUGGAAAUUAAACUUACCUCAGCCAGAAUUUUUAUCCAAGCUAAAUAAAAAGUCAGACUUGAGUGGUGCAGCAGUAAGUCCAAUUCCGGGAGUUGUAGAUAAAAUUCUGGUGUCUCCUAAUGAUGUUGUUAAGAAAGGAGACGCGUUGCUCAUUAUUGUCGCAAUGAAAAUGGAGCACUCGAUUCGAGCAUCUGCUGACGGAAUAAUCGAAGAAAUUCUUUGUGGAGUAGGUGAUACCGUUGCGAAAGAUCGCUUGCUCGUUAAAAUCACCGAGCAAACUCAAUAA